Molecule: messenger RNA, 570 nt
Organism: Candida dubliniensis CD36
Lineage: Eukaryota; Fungi; Ascomycota; Pichiomycetes; Serinales; Debaryomycetaceae
Gene: MED3
Product: Med3p
Exons: 1
Coding region: 1-570 (189 amino acids)
Source: RefSeq, a predicted model, not a curated record
AUGUCUGAUAAACCAAAAAGUGAGAGCAAGCUUCCUGAUAUAAUCAAAAUCGAUGAAAUAACUUCAGGGAAAAUAGACCCACAGUUGAUAUAUGAUGAAAUAGAACGAUUGAAAGCGGAAAUAAACACAUUAAGAAAUGAUAUGUCACUUUUCCUUAAAGCCUUGGCCACUAUACCUACAAAUCAAUCACAGAUGGAAUAUUACAAAUUAGUAGUAUCUAGGUUGAAGACAGUACAGAAUAGUAUUGUUGAUUAUUGCGACAAAUAUAACAAGCUAUUGCCGAUCAUUAAUCUUGCUCAAAUAAAGUUGGGACACGAUGUUGAGGGUCCACCUCCAAGUAAAAUAAAAUCCGAAGCUCCAACCAAUAAUAAUACACCAAAUAUGGGAAACAAGACAACACCUGUUAUGGGGAAUAGCACCACCCCAAGUACUUUAACUGGUAAUACCAACACAGCAGCAUACCUGACUUCAAGCAAUACUGCGUCGAAACCUACAAAGAAAACAACAAAGAAGGCGUCUGUGAGCAAUAAAGGUAUGGGUAGUAGUGCUAAUCAACCAAUUGUUAUUUGA